Molecule: messenger RNA, 3992 nt
Organism: Vombatus ursinus (common wombat)
Lineage: Eukaryota; Metazoa; Chordata; Mammalia; Diprotodontia; Vombatidae
Product: desmocollin-2-like
Exons: 16
Coding region: 131-2845 (904 amino acids)
Biological process (GO): homophilic cell-cell adhesion
Cellular component (GO): desmosome; plasma membrane
Molecular function (GO): calcium ion binding
Source: RefSeq, a predicted model, not a curated record
UGCACCAGGCCAGGCUCCCACCCUCUGCUGCCUGGCUGCCACCGCUCGACCCUAAUUUUCCCCACCUGCCUGCCCUCUCCAGCCUGUCCCCUCCGCCUCAGAGUCCUCUUUGCCCCUGGAUCCCGCCCCGAUGGCCGCAAACGGGCCGGAGCACUUCCGAAUUACAGCAGGCUUCCGACUGCUCCUGCUGACCCUUUUGGUCUUGAGUUUUUCCUGUGAAGCCUGCAAAAGGGUGACACUUUCUGUUCCUUCUAAACUUGAAGCUGAGACUUUUGUUGGUAGAGUUAAUCUAGAUGAGUGCCUUCCAUCUGCAAAUAUAAUCCAUUCAAGUGACCCUCACUUCAGAAUUUUCAAAGAUGGUUCGGUGUAUACAACCAAUCCUGUUGUGUUGUCUCCUGAGAAGAGAAUGUUUACUAUUCUACUUUCCAACACAGAGAAAAGAGAACAGAAGAAUCUAGUUGUCCUACUAGAAUAUCAAAAGAAGGUACUGAAGAAAAGACAUUUGAGAGAAACAGUCCUUAAGCGUGCCAAGAGAAGAUGGGCUCCUAUCCCUUGUUCAUUGCAGGAGAACUCUUUAGGUCCUUUCCCCAUGCUUCUUCAACAGGUCCAGUCUGACUCAGCACAGAAUUACACAGUCUAUUAUUCAAUCAGAGGGCCUGGAGUUGAUCAAGAACCUUUAAAUUUGUUUUACAUAGAGAGAGAUACUGGGAACCUCUUUGUUACUCGUCCUGUAGAUCGUGAGAAAUGUGCAUCUUACGAGAUAAUUGCCUAUGCAUCAACUCCAGAUGGUUAUUCUGUAGACCUUCCACUACCCCUUGAAAUCAGAGUUGAGGAUGAAAAUGACAACUACCCAAUUUUCACUGAAAACCCUUAUCAAUUUGAAGUUCUUGAAAAUUGUGGAGCUGGUACAACAGUGGGUCAAGUCUGUGCCACAGAUGCUGAUGAACCUGACACAAUGCAUACUCGCCUGAAGUAUUCCAUUAUAGAGCAACAGCCACCAUCACCUAUAUUAUUUUCUAUACACCCAGUCACAGGUGUGAUCAUCACAACAUCAUCUCGGUCUGACAGAGAGCUCGUGGACAAAUACAAAUUGACACUAAAAGUACAAGAUAUGAAUGGUCAGUAUUUUGGACUGUCCACUAAGUCAACUUGCAUCAUUUCAGUUGGAGAUGUGAAUGACAACUUGCCGAUUUUUACAAGAGCUUCUUAUGUGACAGAAGUAGAAGAAAAUAAAAGCAAUGUGGAAAUACUUCGAUUAAGUGUAGAAGAUAAAGAUUUGAUUAACACUCCUAAUUGGAGGGCUAAUUACACCAUUUUAAGGGGUAAUGAAAAUGGGAAUUUCCACAUUGUGACAGACCCCAAAACCAAUGAAGGAAUUCUUUGUGUUGUUAAGGGCCUGAAUUAUGAGGAAGCACGCCAGGUAGUCCUGCAAAUUGGUGUAACUAAUCAGGCUCCAUAUUCUGGAUCUGGUAGUUCAAAGACAAUAAGCACGACUACAGUUACUGUUAAUGUUAAGGAUCAAGAUGAAGGGCCUGAAUGCAGCCCUCAAAUGCAGACUGUUCAUGUGAAAGAAAACACAGCACUGGGGACACAAGUCACUGGUUAUAAAGCCUAUGACCCAGAAACCAGAAGCAGUAGUGGCAUAAGGUAUCAAGCAUUAAAUGAUCCAACAGGAUUGUUCACAGUUGAUGAAACAUCAGGUUCGCUCAAAAUUCGUAGAAGUUUAGAUAGAGAGUCAAAUACCUUCAGACAAGGCUUAUAUAAUAUCACUGUACGGGCAGCAGACAAUGGUGGCAGAACAUGUACCGGUACCCUGAGAGUUGUUGUUGAUGAUGUGAAUGAUAAUGGUCCAUCCAUACCUACAACAAAAGUGAUAAUCUGUAAAACGCAAAUGGGCUCAGCAGAGAUCGUUGCUGUGGAUCCUGAUGAACCUAUCAAUGGUCCACCCUUUGAAUUCACCUUGCCAAGCAAUAAUGAACGUGUUGGUGGUGGAACAUGGAGACUUAGCAAAAUUAAUGAUACUGCUACACGCAUAUCCUUCCGCAAUGAUCCUGCAUUUGGGAUAUAUGAGAUACCUGUUUCAGUCAGAGAUAGACUUGGCCUGUCUACAACCAGCGUAGUGAGUGUUGAUCUGUGUGAUUGCGUUGUUCCAAGUGAAUGUAGAUCUCGUACAUCUCCAAUACGAGGUGCAAAUGAUGUAACACUUGGAAAGUGGGCCAUCCUCGCCAUGAUACUGGGUGCAGCAUUACUGUCUUGUAUCCUAUUUACAUUAGUUUGUGGAACUUCUGGCUCCUCCCAAACAAAAAAAACCUUCCCUGAUGAUUUGGCUCAGCAGAACCUUAUUGUAUCAAACACCGAAGCCCCUGGAGAUGACAGAGUGUAUUGCACAAAUGGAUUGACUACGCAGAAUGUGAGCACUGGUUGCACAUUAAUAUCAGGAGCAAAAAAUGGGCAAGAAAGCUUUGAAAUGAUCAAAGGAGGGCAUCAGACUUUGGAAUCCUGUCAGGGAGGAGGGCAUCAUACCCUGGAUUCAUGCAGGGGAGGACAUCACACCCUGGAUUCUUGUAGGGGAGGACAAGUUGAGUUGGACAACUGCAAAUACACUUAUUCUGAAUGGCAGAAUUUUACUCAACCCCGUCUUGGUGAAAAGGUGCAACUGUGCAAUCAGAAUGAAGAUCAGACCCAUGCUCGAGACUAUGUCCUUACAUACAGCUAUGAAGGAAAAGGCUCCACGGCUGGUUCUGUAGGGUGUUGCAGUGAGCGCCAUGAUGAAGAAGGGCUUGACUUUUUAGAUCACUUGGAACCCAAAUUUAGGACUCUAGCAGAAGCAUGCAUGAAGAGAUAGAUAACUGUCUCUCUAACAAUUCAGUACUGGGACUUGGAGUGGAGUUGUGGUUUUUUUUGUUUUUGUUUUUUGGAGACUUCAAAGCUGGGAUAUUUUAAAACUUGAAUACAACAUAUUAUAGGUUUUUAUUCUUCAUUUGAGAGAAGCUGUUUUGCCAAAAUGCAUGUUCACAUCUUAAAUUAAGCAUAAAAACUUACCUAUGGUCACACUUAAAACACAAAAAUUACCUGUCUUCCUUAGAGGAGAUUGACAGAUAGUAAAAUGAAUGAACUUGGCAUUCUUUACUAGUGGAUAGUAAAGGCACUUGGCAGUUUGCAAGAUUGCACUAGAAGUAUUAUAAAUAUAGUCAUAUUUUGUUAAUUCAUGGAUGAGCAUUCUGAAUUAGUAAGUCUGCAGUAAGUACCUUUUUUUUUUUAAAAAAAAAGCACUACAGUUUUAUUAUUAUCAAGCACUUAAAAUUACAAAGUUUAGGAAAGCUUUUUUGAGAGGCCCUACUUUUAAUUAUUACUUUGGUCACUUAGCUCAUCAAAUGUGUUCAGCAUUGGUAAUUGUGAGGAUGCGUAAAAACAGUUUUCUUCAUUAUUUUAAAUAGUCUUCUCUAGUCUUGGUAACAAUUUGUUUAGCAUACCCAUUUUGAGCAGUGCAAAGAUAAGCUUCAGUUGAAAGACUGUCCAUCUAAAUUAUCACUUAUUACAAUUUAAUGGAGUCCAGGUUUCUGAUGAUUUACUGUAUAAAAAAAUAAUCAGCACUGGAUCUACAUUUUAUCUUUUGAAUGCCAUGGAAAUGUAGACUUCAAAUAUAUUUUCAAAAGUAUUUGCAUAUUUUUGGAAGUUUGUUUUUGCAGUGUUUUUCUUUGAUAUAAUCUUUAUAUCCUGAAUGUUAUAUUCUUUAUUUAAAAUGUUUAGCCUAAAAAUAGUUAUAAUAUGGGCUAGAGGAACCUAAAACUUCUAAAAAUCUUUCCUCAACACCCGUCCCCUUUGCCCUAUCAACUCCCUUUGUUUUAUGUAAAGCUAUAUUUUCUUGAUUUUAUGGAAAUAUGUGUUAUUAUAAUUGUAUCAAAUGUCUCUGGUGACUGUUUUGCUAUGUCUUUUAGAGUCUUUAAUUUUGCCAUUAAAAUGAUAAAAAUAAAAUUUACUCCAUGCUUUCA